Messenger RNA from Eurytemora carolleeae, 634 nucleotides. RefSeq lists its product as uncharacterized. Lineage: Eukaryota; Metazoa; Arthropoda; Copepoda; Calanoida; Temoridae. The record is from RefSeq and is a predicted model, not a curated record. The transcript is spliced from 8 exons. Bases 122 to 634 code for a protein of 170 amino acids.
UACAAACAAAACGACCAAAAACUUGAGAAAAACUCGAGCAUUAAAUAUCAGACAUAAAAAUGUCGAGUUGAAAUCUGCCUAUAUAAAUAAAGAUCUUCCAAAUCAGUUUAAGUCGAAGAAGAUGAAAGUUCUCUCCUUUAUUCAACAUCUAACUGCCAUCAAUUUACUCCAAAGUCUAGAAGUACUACAGCUUGAUACUCCCCCAUAUGUAAAAGUAGGCCAAGGAUACACGAUGAACUGUUAUUUCGAUCUAGAGGGAGAAUCUUUGUACAGUAUAAAGUGGUUCCGCGACACUGAAGAAAUAUUUAGUUAUAUUGCAACGCUUUCUGAUACAGGAGUAAGUACUGUGGCCACCUCUGUUCCUGGAGUUUACAUAGAGAGCACCAAUGUACUGCCGGAAUCCCAGUCAACAAUUGUAUUUGGAAAUUCAUCUUUUCUCAGUACUGGACUGUACCAGUGUGAAGUGAAUGGUGAUGGUCCCCGCUUCCUAUCUCACUCUGAUACUAAGAAGAUAACUGUUGCAGAGACUCCCAGUAGUGCGCCUGAGAUUCAAGGAUUGCCUGCAAUUUUUGGACCUGGAGACUUUCUGGAUCUAAAUUGUUCAAUAUACAAUACAUCAGAGCCUAUCAUCUAA